UAUCUACAUGUUUUGAGCGUAUUCAACACAGUCGUAGCAACUGUCGUCAGAUUCACAUCCAUCUUUGUGGACUUAAAACAUAUUAGGAAGAUAUGCCUGGCAUGUUUUGAUAGAAAUCGCCUAUUUGAGAAUUUACAAAAUGGGUAAAAAGGAUAAAGGAGAUCGGGACAAGAAGUCCAAAAAGCGUUUCUAUGAAGAGGAAGACGAUGAAGAAGAGGCAGUGGGCAGUGAGUCUCACGACGCCAUACCUGCUGCUGCAGGGAAACAAGUGGAUGAGUCCAGUAUAAGACUGGAUGAAUACGGAGCCAAGGACUACCGUCUUCAAAUGCUGCUGAAGGAUGAUCACGCUGCACGUCCCCUCUGGGUGGCUCCAGAUGGACACAUCUUUCUGGAAGCCUUCUCACCAGUGUACAAGUACGCCCAGGAUUUCAUGGUUGCCAUUGCAGAACCAGUCUGCAGGCCUAAUCAUAUCCAUGAGUACAAGCUGACGGCCUAUUCCCUGUAUGCAGCUGUCAGUGUAGGGCUACAGACCUCUGAUAUUGUGGAGUACAUGCAGAAACUCAGCAAGACGUCUGUACCUGAUGGAAUCGUGCAGUUUAUUAAGCUCUGCACAGUAAGCUAUGGCAAAGUCAAGCUGGUACUCAAGCACAAUAGGUAUUUUGUUGAGAGUGCCUUCCCUGAUGUGAUCCAGCGCCUUCUGCAGGACCAUGUAAUACGUGAAUGUCGUCUCCGCACUGCAGACGGAGCGGACACUGAGCUUAUUACUGAAAUUGUCCACAGCAAGUCAGCGAUUUCCAAGUCUAUCGAGGAAAAGGGGGGUACUUCCUCACAGCAGCCCGGCGAUGGACAAACUUCAACCCAACAGGUGCCUGAUGACAUCUUCAGCUACUAUGAGCAGAUGGAUAAAGAAGAAGAGGAGGAGGAAGAGACUCAGACUGUGUCUUUUGAGAUCCGCCAGGAGAUGAUUGAAGAGGUGCAGAAGCGUUGUAUUCAGAUGGAGUACCCCCUGCUAGCAGAGUACGACUUUCGCAAUGAUACAGUCAACCCUGACAUCAACAUAGACCUGAAGCCCACUGCUGUCUUGCGGCCCUACCAGGAAAAGAGUCUGCGCAAGAUGUUUGGGAAUGGACGUGCUCGCUCUGGGGUCAUCGUGCUGCCCUGUGGAGCGGGCAAAUCUCUGGUGGGCGUGACAGCAGCGUGCACGGUGCGUAAACGCUGCCUGGUGUUGGGGAACUCCUCGGUGUCAGUGGAGCAGUGGAAAGCUCAGUUCAAGAUGUGGUCCACUAUCGAUGACUCUCAGAUCUGCCGCUUCACCUCCGACGCCAAGGACAAGCCCAUCGGCUGCUCAGUGGCCAUCAGCACCUACUCUAUGCUGGGUCACACCACCAAGCGCUCCUGGGAGGCUGAGAGAGUCAUGGAGUGGAUGCGGAGUCAGGAGUGGGGACUCAUUAUCCUGGAUGAGGUGCACACUAUCCCUGCCAAGAUGUUCCGUCGUGUUCUGACUAUUGUCCAGGCACAUUGCAAAAUGGGGCUCACUGCAACACUGGUCAGGGAAGAUGACAAGAUUGUGGACCUGAACUUCCUAAUUGGGCCUAAACUAUUUGAGGCCAACUGGAUGGAAUUGCAGAACAAUGGCUACAUUGCCAAAGUCCAGUGUGCAGAGGUGUGGUGCCCGAUGUCUCCAGAGUUUUACAGAGAGUAUGUGGCCAUCAAGACGAAGAAGCGCAUCCUGUUUUAUACGAUGAACCCAAAUAAGUUCCGCGCUUGCCAGUUUCUCAUUCACUUCCACGAGCGGCGCAAUGACAAGAUUAUUGUCUUUGCUGACAACGUGUUUGCCUUGAAGGAGUACGCCAUUCGCCUCAACAAGCCGUACAUCUAUGGUCCAACCUCUCAGGGGGAACGAAUGCAGAUUUUACAGAACUUCAAACACAAUCCCAAGAUCAACACCAUUUUCAUCUCCAAGGUUGGAGACACAUCAUUUGACUUGCCAGAAGCCAAUGUUCUGAUCCAGAUCUCCUCCCAUGGUGGAUCCCGCAGACAGGAGGCCCAGAGGCUUGGCAGAGUCUUACGAGCCAAGAAAGGCAUGGUAGCAGAGGAGUACAAUGCAUACUUCUACUCACUGGUGUCCCAGGACACCCAGGAGAUGGCUUACUCCACCAAGAGGCAGAGGUUCUUGGUAGACCAAGGUUACAGCUUUAAGGUGAUCACAAAGUUGGCGGGUAUGGAGGAAGAUGACCUAAUGUUCUCCUCAAAAGACGAUCAACAGCAGCUGCUUCAGAAGGUCCUAGCUGCUUCAGACCUGGAUGCCGAGGAGGAAGUGGUGGCAGGGGAGCUGGGCGGACGACCACAGUUCUCAAGGCGAACGGGCACCAUGAGCUCCAUGUCGGGUGCAGAUGACACCGUCUACAUGGAAUAUCAGAGUCGAGGCAAAUCUGCAUUUGGCAAGAACAUUCAUCCACUGUUCAAGCGCUUCAGAAAGUAGAUGCACUGACUCAAACCCUGACACCCAAAGACUUACUCAGUUGCAACAAAGCAAUGGGACAACGUUGGGGCAUCAUUAUGUUCACUGAGUCUCCGCACCAGGCUUCCAGCAGCAGCAGGUUCAGAUAGUCAUUGCAUAGUCCAGCUGUUCUGGAGAACAGAGCAAUGGCUGUAGAUAACCUAAACCUUAAUAUUAUCUGAAGCUAAUGAUGAUUUACUGUGCAUCGCAUCCUACUGGUGGCUGAUGGCGAUGAUGUGUUGAAAUGACUUAUACAUCUGGUUAAGAACGCAGCCAAUGAUGCCUGAAUGGCUCGACUGCUCUAUGUGAUAUAUGUGUCUCCGCUCCAGCUCACUCAAGCACCAACAUGCGCCGACAUUUGCAUGUGACAUGCUUUGCUGACUCUGUCCAGCUGUGUCAUUUUUUCAUCUCUGUGUGGCGUUUCAAUGAUGCAGCUAGCCAAUUAGGGCCCGCUCUGAAACAAAAUCUGGCUUUGUUUUAUAAACAUUAAAGCUAAAUUCCACAACGCUAGAAGGCUUUGACUUGCUGUUUUCAGUACAUGUCAGCCACAAAUGUCUGCGUAGGAUGAGAGUGGACUGGAGAAGGAAGGAUGGGUGAUGUUAGCUCUAUGUGGAAUAACCUGUGCCUCUACUGUUGGUGCGUGCUUCACUGAUAACUGUCUGAGGAGGAAAACUAAGGGUGUACAUUAGACUUGUGUCAAUACAUUUUUUUGUAAAUGUGGCUGCAUUUUACACAUUGAAACAUCACAAAUUAAACCCACAUAGCCCGUGCACAUUAAACACUUCCUGAAUUUGCAUUAUUAUAUUUUAUUCUGGAAUCUUUCUUCUUUUUGUUUUAAGUCUGAAAGAAUGAAAGAUUGCUGUUUUAUUUGUUGCCUGUUAUUUACAGUGGUUUAUACUGGUCAACAUUCAACAUUUUAUUUGUAAAACUGUAGAAAAUAACUAUAAUAAAUAACAUGAUCCUGCCAGCAA
Cottoperca gobio is the source of this 3471-nucleotide messenger RNA. It is a transcript of the gene ercc3, whose product is annotated as excision repair cross-complementation group 3. NCBI's taxonomy places the organism in Eukaryota, Metazoa, Chordata, Actinopteri, Perciformes, Bovichtidae. Gene Ontology annotation, molecular function: hydrolase activity; DNA binding; ATP binding. The transcript is spliced from 15 exons. The record is from RefSeq and is a predicted model, not a curated record. Bases 140 to 2482 code for a protein of 780 amino acids. Gene Ontology annotation, cellular component: transcription preinitiation complex; nucleotide-excision repair factor 3 complex; transcription factor TFIIH holo complex. Gene Ontology annotation, biological process: nucleotide-excision repair; transcription initiation at RNA polymerase II promoter.